AUGUCGUCAGCCUAUUGUCCCUCAGCAGUUGCGGUCUCCGCCGCAGCCACCGCUUCCUCCGCCGCUACCUUCAACUCACUACUCUCCUCCCGCUCCAAUUUCCAACUCUUCUAUCGCUUUCCACCCAAAUCCUUCAAACUCGUUGCCAAUUGCCCUAACUCACUACUCCUCCACUCGAAUAUCCGUCCCCACCGCUUCUUCUGCGCCGCCGAAGACGCAAUCCCAGCGCCAUCUGAAGAAGAAGAAGAAGAAGUAGAAGAAGGAGAAGAAGAAGAAGGCGAAGGAGAAGAAGACGCAGAUGAAAAACCGACGGCGCAAGCGAGUGGUGAGGAAGGGAGGUUGUACGUUGGGAAUUUACCAUACACAAUCACUUCUUCUGAUCUCUCCCAAACUUUUGGAGAAGCUGGAACCGUCGUCGACGUUCAGAUUGUUUACGAUAAAGUCACUGACAGAAGCAGAGGAUUUGGGUUCGUGACGAUGGGGAGCAUUGAAGAAGCCAAGGAAGCGAUUCAGAUGUUUAACAGCUCUCAAAUUGGUGGAAGAACAGUGAAAGUGAACUUCCCGGAGGUGCCAAAAGGCGGAGAGAGAGAAGUAAUGAGAACCAAGAUCCGUGACGAUAACCGGAGUUAUGUCGACAGUCCUCACAAGAUCUAUGCGGGAAACCUUGGGUGGAGUCUGACCUCACAGGGUCUUAAAGAUGCAUUUGCAGAUCAACCUGGUGUUCUUGGUGCUAAAGUCAUCUACGAAAGAAACUCUGGGAGGUCUAGAGGAUUUGGUUUCGUCUCUUUCGGGUCAGCAGAAGAUGUUCAGUCUGCUCUUACUGCUAUGAAUGGCGUGGAAGUUGAAGGACGAGCCCUGAGGCUAAAUCUGGCUUCGGAGAGAGCCGCCACUGAGUCUCCUCCUUCUGUAGCAGAAGGAGAGACUGAAGAGAGUAGUCCAGAGAGCAGUGAGGUGCUUUCGAAUGUUAGUGCAUGA
Molecule: messenger RNA, 975 nt
Organism: Microthlaspi erraticum
Lineage: Eukaryota; Viridiplantae; Streptophyta; Magnoliopsida; Brassicales; Brassicaceae
Source: the annotation of a GenBank genome assembly